GGAACUGCUUCCGGUGUGAAGUCCGAGGUAAACGGAAGUUUCUCUGACAUUGACCGCAGUUAUCCUUAAAUAUGGUUUCACUGUCUUUAAACUCGUUAAAACAAAUCAUGAAAGCGAUGGUAGAUCACCAAGGCUUCGACAAAGUCCUGAGAAAGGUGGACGUCUUGUCUGCCACUCCAGGCAAGGUGGUGUGUGAAAUGCGGGUGGAGGAGGAGCACACCAACCGGGGAGGGACGCUGCACGGCGGGUUGACAGCCACUCUGGUCGAUGUCAUAUCCACCAUGGCCAUCAUGUACACGGAGAGGGGAGCGCCGGGGGUCAGCGUGGACAUGAACAUAACAUAUGUGAAUGCUGCCAAGAUGGGAGAGGACGUACUCAUCACCGCCCAGGUUCUGAAGCAGGGACGGACGCUGGCGUUUGCCACUGUAGACCUCACCAACAAGGCCACGGGGAAGCUCAUAGCACAAGGCAGACACACUAAACACCUUGGCAGCGGCUAAGCAGUCUCCUCUCUUUGCCUGUCUGUAAAUCACACAUCACGUGAGCUGUUGAAACAAGAAAGUAGGGGAAAUAGUUCUCAAACACAGACCGUGGUGAAGUCCAGGUACACUAAAUGAAUCCUUCUACCGCUGUUGUAUUUAUGUAAAGAAGUUACAAGGAAAUGAAUGGCUUUACGGAAGUAAAUUCUGUGACUACUGUAUCAAUGGUACCAUUUCGUGCAAAUGUAAUAAAAAGACAAGAGUUAUGCUUUCA
Molecule: messenger RNA, 753 nt
Organism: Gasterosteus aculeatus aculeatus (three-spined stickleback)
Lineage: Eukaryota; Metazoa; Chordata; Actinopteri; Perciformes; Gasterosteidae
Gene: acot13
Product: acyl-CoA thioesterase 13
Molecular function (GO): fatty acyl-CoA hydrolase activity
Source: RefSeq, a predicted model, not a curated record